Messenger RNA from Chiloscyllium plagiosum (whitespotted bambooshark), 1916 nucleotides. NCBI's taxonomy places the organism in Eukaryota, Metazoa, Chordata, Chondrichthyes, Orectolobiformes, Hemiscylliidae. The record is from RefSeq and is a predicted model, not a curated record.
AUGCGCAAGGCCGGUACUACACAGCUACGCAUGCGCAAGGCCCGGCAGGGCAGUAGUACGCAGCUGCGUUUCCCUUGUCUUUACAUUUGCAUCAGUAUUCACAAAGCAGAAGGACUAGGAGGCCUGAGGCCUGAGGCCCGGGGCCCGGGUCCUACCGUGGCUGCCCCGCGGACUGUCGCUGUUUUCGGCGCUUCCGGAUAUCAAGGUGGGUCAGUGGCGAUGGCCCUAUUGAAGGAUGGUUCAUUCAAGGUAAGAGCUAUUACUCGGAACCCAAGAAAAAAAGCAGUUCAAGAAUUAAAACAUCUUGGAGCUGAGAUUGUGAAAGCUGACCUGGACAAUGAAAAGAGCCUGUUGGAAGCACUGAAAGACGUAUAUGGAGUCUUCUUAGUCACAGACUACUGGGAGUAUAUGGACAAAGAUAGAGAACUCAAGCAGGGUAAGAGAGUAGCUGACAUUUGCAGCCAGUUUGACGUGAAGCACAUUGUGUUCAGUGGGCUUGAGAAUGUAAAGAAGCUGACUGAUGGAAAGCUGGAUGUGCCACAUUUUGAUGGGAAGGGAGAGAUAGAAGAGUAUUUCCGUGAAAUUGGUGCUCGCAUGACAAGUGUGAGAAUGCCUGACUACUUUGAAAAUUUUCUUCACGUGUUUAGACCUGUUAAGUCAGGCAAAGAAUAUUAUGUUUUGGAUAUUCCAAUGGGAGGAGUUCCAAUGGAUGGAAUGUCAGUAGAAGACUUGGGUGGAGUUGUGCUGGCCAUCUUCAAAAACCCUGAAAAAUAUAUUGGGAAGGAGAUAGGUCUCAGCACUGACAAACUUAAAAUUGAGGAGUAUGCUGCAAUUAUGUCUCGACAUACUGGAAAAUCAAUUCAAGAUUCUAAGAUAUCAGUCAAGGAAUAUGAGGAACGGAAUUUUCCAGGAGCCCAAGAACUUGCCAAAAUGUUCCAGUUUUAUAUGAAACAACCUGAUCGCAACAAGGAUCUGACGUUAAUGUUAAAUCCUGAGGCACAGUCCUUUGAAGAAUGGAUGUCAAAAAACAAGAAUGCUUUUAUAAAUGACUGAAUGCCAAAUUUAAUUUUUAAUGUGGCUAAAUAUACUCUCAAUAAUCAUCUGAAAAUGAAUUCAGACUAGUAUCAGAUACGUGUUAUUCUGUAGGAGGUAUUAAAUAAGCAUUUUUCUUCAUUUAACAUCAGACAAGCGUACCUUCAAUCAUUUAACUCUAGAGUAUUCAGUGUCUCUGAUUUCAGUAGUUCCACGAUUAUUGCUUUCAUCUGUAACAGAAGGAUCAUAAAGGUCUAAAAUACCUUUCCUCCUCUCUACCUUGAUUUAUUCCUUUAAGAUAUUCAUAUGUAUUAGACCAAACAUUUGCUUUAAUCAUCUGCUUUAAUAUCUCCUUAAGUAGCUCUGUGAUAUAUUUUGUUUUAUAAUGUCUCUUAGGUGGUGAAACACCUCAGGAGAUUUAAUCAUCAUCUUAAAUGCACGAUUUUGUAUAUAUGGCAUAUCAUCAGCCAAUCAAUAUUUUCUGUGUAUCAUGAGUCAAUCCUUUUUUCUAUAGGAUAAAGUAAGCACUAUUGUUUAUCUGGGGUCAAACGGGCAUCAUUUUGUGUCUAGUCUCAGGUACUUUAAUAAAGUGCCACUUGAGAAAGUGUUAUACAAGAAAACAUCAAAUGGAAUUGGGGGACUUGUAAAAUGAAUAUCUGUAAUAUCACACUGACCAAUGACUAAAAGGUGAGACAGCUUUAUACCUGAAUCAUGAAUAGAUGGUCCCAUGCAAGAGCAAGAAAAAAGAGAGAUGAGCUGAGUGGAGAGUCAAACCCAAGGGGGCAGCCAGAUCAGGCCGAGGCCGAGAGGGAAGUUGGGGGUGGGGGAGAUAGGAGAAAGUGAGGACUGGAGGUGUUGGAAAAGCGCAGCAGGUCAGGCAGCAU